Aspergillus campestris IBT 28561 is the source of this 720-nucleotide messenger RNA. RefSeq lists its product as uncharacterized. Gene Ontology annotation, biological process: nucleolar large rRNA transcription by RNA polymerase I. Gene Ontology annotation, cellular component: RNA polymerase I upstream activating factor complex. Bases 1 to 720 code for a protein of 239 amino acids. Gene Ontology annotation, molecular function: RNA polymerase I cis-regulatory region sequence-specific DNA binding. Lineage: Eukaryota; Fungi; Ascomycota; Eurotiomycetes; Eurotiales; Aspergillaceae. The transcript is spliced from 2 exons. The record is from RefSeq and is a predicted model, not a curated record.
AUGCCGGUCGGAAAGUCCCUCGCCCUGAGCCAGAAUUCCUUCGUGGAGCCGCCCACUCGUGAAUUCGAGCUGGAGGAGUCCGCCUCUCCGACACACGCCCGGCCCAAGCGCCAGGCCAAUCUUUACGAUGCCGUCGCCGGUCGAGUGAACGCCCACGGGUUUAUCCCAUCCUUUCCCCACGCGUCCAAAUACCGCGACACCGCCUCCUCCAACCGCUGUCCCGUCCGUCCAGAAGAAGUCCUCUUCCGCCGUCAAAACGCGCCCGACCGUUACGAGGAAACCGACUUUUACUUCGCGCACGAGACUCUCCCAUCAGACCGGCCGCUACCGUCCUCCGACCUCCUCGAGGCCCUGCAUACCUACGCUGCUGACUUCUACGAUUCCGCCGUCCCCGACCGCGGGCGCCUUGACAUCCAGAGCUUGGACGAGACGGCGCUCCUUGCGACGGGUAUCUUGCUCGAGGAGAUGGCUAAGGAGUCGCUGGGUGAGACGGGAGAUAUGGUGCUUGUCGAGGGGGAGGAGAUUCUCUCCGACGAUGAUCUGCCGCCGGCGAGACUAAGAAGUCUGCGCCGCAAGAGGUCCCGGUCGCGGGUGGGGAGUAUCUUGCCAAGUUCGGGGGAUGAUCUCGAUAGUGUGGUCAGAAGGAGGAGGUCGAAGAAGAGGCGGCUGGCGAGGGAGGCAUCGACGACCGAUUUUGAGCCCGAGGGAGCGAGAAUUUGA